GCCGUAGGAGCAACAAGGGAAACUUUACUGGAGUCGAAAACGCUCUUAUUUCUUCCUUACUGGUUAAAAAUUGGUCAGUAUCAGUACAGUGAAGGAAAUGUCUCUAAUUUAAAUUUGAUUUGCCACGGUGUGCCGAGUUAAUGAUACGCUAAAGACCAAAAGAACGCGAUUCGCGUCUAUUGCGAUCUCGUCACCUCUGAAAGCGUUCAGCAGUAAAUUAAGUUUACAGUAUGUAAUUGUGGAGAGGAAAUCUUGAAAGAUGAGUCGGAGGUCGAGUGUGAGCAGUAGUGUCAGCACCAGUGCUAGAUCUGGCGUUGAAGAUGAUCCUUUGAUGCGAGAUUGCUAUGAUUUGAGACGAAGAUUGCUCCAGACCGAACAGUCACUGCAAAGUUUGAAUCCACCACAUGCGACAAACGGCAAAUCACGACAACCUCCUCAGAAGCAAAUUUCUUAUGAAACAAGAGCUGAAACAAAAGAUCGAAACUUUCGUGCCAAUGCUGAAGAGCUUGGUCUAAAUGGUCAGAGAAGAAGCUUUUCAUCCUCACCAGAGAGUGCUGUGGGUCAAGUGUUGACCUUAGCUGACCUUACCCCAGCUGGCUCUGAGCCAAAUCUUUUGUCCAAGGGCCGCAGAGGGACUCCAUUGAUAACUAACUCCCAGCCCUUGAGGUCAUCAUACACAGACCUCAGAAAUGUAUCAACUCACUUGUCACCAAGAGACCAAGAGCUUGAUAGCCGGUCAUUUGGUAGUGCAAGUGACUAUGACCAUGAUACCAUGAUUAAAAAACUUUCUAAACAGCGCGAGGAAAACUCCCAACUUGUCAACCAGAACCACAAGAUUAUGACAGAACUUGAAAAUCUCAGCUAUGACCUACAUCAGGCAAGAAACAAGGUAAAGAUUCUAAGCCAAGAGUUAGACAUUGAAAGGAAAAGAUUCCCUCCUAUGGAAGACAGGAUUGUGAGUUUAGAGUCGGACCUGGCUUCACAGGAGGAUGCUGUGAGAUUUGCAGAACAAACCAUGCAAGAAUGCAGGGAAGAGCUUCAGUCAAAGACAGAAGAACUUAGAAGUGUUCUUGAAUCAGCAACUGCAGCUGAAAAUGAACUCAGAGAAGAAGCAAAAUUAAGGAAGAGAUUGGAGGAUCAGCUUGAAGAAGCUUUAAGAAAUGUUGAAGAGCUUUCAGACAAACUCACAGAACAGGAUACCACGAUAAAAUCAUUAAGAAAACAGCAUUCAGACCGUGAGAGACACUGGAAAGACGUUAGUUCCCAAUCCCAGCGAGAAAGAGAUGAUCUGCUGGAUAGAGAAGCCACUUUACAAGCGCAAAUAACAGACCUACAGGAAGAAAUAAGACUUCUCCAAGCCGAAGGGACAGCUAAGGAAGACAGUCAGACGUCUAUGCAACACGAGAAUACCAGUUUGCGAGCCACUAUCUCGCGUCAGAGCCAAAAAAUUGGUAGAAUUGAAAACGAACUUAGAAAAAACGAGCUUUUGUUGAAAGACCAAGGAGAACUACACAACACAGUGGAGAAACAAAAGGAGAAAAUCAUCCAGUACCAGCGAGAGAUCGAAGAAACAAAACUUCACAUGGCUCGAUUAGAAGGAUUAGUUCAUCAGGUUCAGGAACAGAGCAUGAAAGAGCAUGUGACUGCCACGCCCUCUACCAGUGACAGUGGCAUUUGUAGCAGUACCCAGACAAUGAACGGUUACCAUAGCAUCAGUCCUCGCAACAUGGGUAGUUACAUACAAGAUGACGUAGACAACGAACGCGAUCACGUGACGGGCAGCGGGGGAACAGCGAGAGCGGUGAUAGCCGAUCUGAAACUGAAACUGGCAAUGAAAGAAGCUGAGAUACAAAAACUACAGGCUACUGCUGUAGCACGGGCGGCCGCUCAGCAGAAGCACAUAGCGGGUUUAGCUGGUGAUGGUGGUGUUAUGGAUGGUUUGAGAACCGAGUUGUCGGCCAUUGUGGAACGGAGUCGUAUUGGUGAUCGUAAGCAACAGGAACUUGAACAGAUCAUCUCGCGCUUAGAGGAUGAAGUGGCGCGGUACUCGGCUCAAGCCAUUCAACUGGAAGAGCGACUGGCGGACAAAAUGGCGCAGAUUGCGUCUCUGGAGAGCAAGCUCGGUCAGAGAAAUCUUAAAGUGGUUGAUUUACAAAACGAACUGGAAGCAAAGAUUUCAGAUAUUGGAAUUCUACAGCGAGAGGUUCGACAAGCUACGUCACGCUUUAGCACCGUCGAGAGACAGCUAACUGACAGGACAUCUGAAUCGAGCUUACAUGAAGCUAAAUUAAAGGAGAUUCAAGAGGAGCUGGAAUCUAAGACUCGGCGUAUCGGGGAACUGGAAGGAUCCCUGGAAGCAAAGGACAUCGAACUGAAGGAAUCUGCUGCACUCGUAGACAGAGUGAAAGCGUUACACGGCGAACAGUGUCACGAACUGCAAAGGCAGAUAGAGGAGUUGCAGAGAUCAUUUGAGGAGAAAAAUGCUGUCUUAGCUCAUCUUGAGACUUCCUUGGCAGCCUCCCGCCAAGAACUGACUCUAAAAAAGUCACUCGGCGAUCAAAUGGAGCGAGCUCUACAGGAACAGAAGAAAGAGAUCGAAGUACGGGACACUCAGUCUGUCCAGCACAGUCAGAAACUGGAAAAACUGGAAGAACAGGCUGAUAAGGCCACACAGCAGGUCAGAAAGAUGGAAGUGUCGUUGGCAGAAUGUCACAAGGAAAUCGAGAUGUACGUGGAGCAGUUAAAAGAAGCUCGCAGUGCACAUGAACAGGAGUUGGAAGAGAAGGGACUAGAGAUAUCCAAGCUGGAAAAAGCAUUGCAGCAGACGCUGUCAGACGUCCAUCAAAAAAACGAACAGAAUGUUCAGCUAGAAAGUAUGGUUGCCGAUCAGCAAAACGCGCUACAAAGAGAUCAAGAGAGAAUACGUGAUUUGGAGGAAUCGCGCUCUCACCUGCAACAACAAGUCGCCAUCUUAGAAGAAGAAGUUGCUCGGGAACGAAACACAUCGCAAUUGGAAUCGAGCGACUUACAUCAGAAACUCCAAGGAGCCAAAGAAGAUAUUGACGAAAGAACUCGGCAAAUUAACGAACUUAACUCGACUCUGAGAGAAGUUCAUAAAGACAUGAAACACAGCUCAGCGAGUAUUGUGGAGUUGGAGCAGCUUCUGCAACAGUCCCGAAGCCAGUGUGACAAGAAGACCGUGCAAGCACAGACGCUGGAGCAAGCUCUUAAGGAAACGCGAAAGCAACUGUCCGAGAUGACAAAGAAAAACGGGGAGUUGGAGGAGAGGUUGCGUCAGGUGGAGGGAGAAUUUUCGGAAACGACGGAACAUAAUGCGGAACUGGAUAACGAGGUGAACAAAAUUCAGACCGAAUUACAGGACACAAUAUCCCAACUGAAAUCGCUCCAAGAGGUGUUGCAGACAAGUCAAAAAGAAGUUCAAGAAAAAGAAAAGAAAGUCGAAGAACUGGACAGAAUGUUGAACGAGAGCAUGGAAGAACUACAACAGAAAGAUAAGAACUUGAAAGAGAAGGAGAAUAAAGUCGUUGAACUCGACAAAGCGCUCAAGGAGAGACAAUGGGAACUAAAGCAGAAAGCCGCUCAGGUUACCCAGCUUGAUAUGACCAUGAAGGAACACAAGAGUGAACUCCAACAGAAGGUCAUCACUUUAGAGCAUGCGUUAAACCAGGCUCGAUAUGAACUUAGCGAGAGAGCUGUUGAGAUUGCCGAGCUUAGAGCUAAACGGGAUCAAAAUCAGGAGCAAGAGAGGCAAAGGAAAACCAGAAUCGAACAUUUAGAGAAGACUGUAAAACAUCAGCAGCAAGAGUUAAAGAAACGCGCUACUCAAGUGGCUGAGUUUGAGAGAGAACUUUCGAAGUGGAAAAAGAGACGUGAGGAUUCAGAAGAGACAAGUCAAGAAUUACGCUUGGCUCGUGAGCAGCUGCAAAACACGCACGCAGAACUGAUGGAAGCUCGCCGCGAUCUUUUGAAGUGUCAGAGGACGGAACAAGAGCUUAUUCGUGAACUUGAUGACGCGCAUGCACUCUUAAACACGAAGGAGUCGGAUUGUACAAGGCUUGCAAAGGAACUUGGAGCGGCUCAGGUGCGGGAAGCUCAGGCUGAGGCUAGGUGCGUGCAGGAAAUGAGAAAAGCGCAUCAACAGCACGAGUUAAAAGAGGCCACCCAGGAUCAAGAGGUACAACGCCUUCAGGAAGACCACGCCAAAGCACUCGCACAGAAAGAUGAAAGCGACGCAGCUCACCGUAUAGAAAUUCAGAGACUUCAAGAUCAGGAAAGAAGACACGCCCAAGAUUUAGCUCGAGCACAAGAACAAAACGGAACUUUAAUAGAGGACAACAGAAGCUUGGCAUCUCAGCUUGUAUUGUACCAAGAAGAUGCGAAGGCGACGAGUGAGAUGCUUGUUAUAAAAGAUGCAGAGAUCGCUCGUCUGGAGGCCAAAGUGUCCGGCUAUGAGAGAGCUACGUUCGGUACGAGUGUUCGUCUUGACGGAACAGGCCGAAUUACUCCGAGAGGAACUAGAAACGCGUCGCACAUGCGUCAUGUAACCUCACCGAGAACUGUGUCAAAGUCUUCGGUCAGCGGUAUGAAGAAAAGUAACUCGGACCAAAACCUUAAUAACGUGUCAAGCAACAGUACACUAGUGACUUUCAGCCAUCUGGAUACUCAAGACAUGAUGGAAAACCACGCUCAUCCUCAAAUGCCAGGUAUUCUUGUGAGCCAACAUCACUCACACAGUCAGAAGCCGUACUCUUUUCCUCACGACCAGAGUAGAUCGGUACAGUCAAGCUUAGAAACUCUCGAGGGACUUCUUAAACAAGCAAACAUGGAAAUGGCUCGAGAUAGUUUACCUCUGCUUCUCAAUAACUCUACGUCACAAGCCGGUGACGUCACUCUAUCUGCCGCUGACCUUAAUACCACGCAACCGUCUCCACCUCAAAAGGAAGAGCGUGACAGAACUGCCGAGAAAGAUACUAGUGUAAUUGAUGGCGACGGCGAGGUCAGCGGAUUGUACGAAAAUCUUCAUGAACAAUUAGAGAAGAAGAAAGCGUCGCUGGGUAUGUCACGUGAUAGGGGAAGUGAUAGUGAUUCUCUGGACCCUGAUAAAUGUCGCGCCAGUCUUCAACAACGCUUGGCUCUCAAUGAAGCAAGAAGAAAGAACAUAGACCAACAGCUACUGGAAAUGCAACAGAAUGUUGUUUCUUGAGAGCGCCGAUACCGUUUAACUUCUAGGAUCUGAUGGGUGUGUCUCUCCUAAUACAUUCCCAUUGCGGAAGUAGUUAUUUAAAGGAGUUAGUACAUAUCAAUUUCUUCCUGGAAUUUCUAAAAGGGUUAAAAUCGAACUAUACGGAAAUAAGGUCUAACCUACAUAUUUUAUCAGGAUUGCCACUUUUGAUAUCAUCAUAAGCGUUGACCAACUUUCAGGGAGUUGAACGACAUUUUGCACCGAACUGCUUCGUUGAUCAACUGAAUAAGUAUGGUUAUUACUCUGACGUGUUCUUGCGGUGUAAAUAUGCCACAUCUCAUUCACCACUCGAUCGCCGUUCAUACGUACAACAAAACUGUUUUUAAUCUUAGUUUCAAUCACAUUCACGCGAAUAGAUAUUUUUAUUCGGAAAGUGUGUGCGAAGUUCACAUAUUGCGUAUUCGCUCCCGGUCAUGCAAGUUCUUUGAGGUUUUCGAUCUUCUCCAGUCAAGUAUUUAUAUGGUGCCUUUAUGAUUGAAAAAUCCUAUUAAGUGUUUUCUUCGAAAGACGCGCGUUACGGUUCAUUUAGCCAUCCUAACUAGUGUAGUCUAGAGUUUAUGGCUCUUAAUUUGCAAAUUGCAGUCUGUGGUAGAGUAAUUUUGAGAGUGUGGAAAGUAUUCCGAGAUUGUUUUGGUUUUGCUUUACUUCAUUGGGUGAUUUGUCCAGAAAGCCUGCGUCCUUUUCUCAACCAAUUAGAUUAAAGGAAAAUUAAAACCAAUCGAGACUUGGCUCCACGCGGUUCCCCGCGCGUAAAUCAAUUUAGUUUUUGUUACUUUGAGUUCUCGUUGGCUCGUUGUAUUAUUUUCCUUUCCUCCAAUUGACUGUUGUUUUACUCAAUACAAUGCACUCUAAUGUGCGUCAUCUUCGUUCUCUUUUGCCGUGCUAUUACCUCGGUGAUAUUUGUUUUCAUCAAAUGAUUUUUUCGGGGUUUACAUGUUAUUAAAGGUAACUUUCUGUACUAAUGUCGCAGUUCUUUAGGGUGGCUCAGAAAAUCUUUGUGGUUGGUUCAGAGCAAGCCUAAUUGGCCAACAAUGAAGUGGCUCUUCACCUUCCUUGGAAUUGUUUUUAGAACUCUUCAGAAGGAUGAUCUUACUUUUUGAUUGCAAUUCAAUAAUAUAAAAAGGAAGGCAGUGAAUUGGUGGAGACCUGCAAUCGAGUGCGUUGCUCAGAGGCUUACAGUUGCUUUAAUAACCUUGCAUGUUAGUGAUUAUUUCUUGGUGAGAAAUAAUUAAACAGAUUUUGACAAUCAUUUUACAAAGAAACUCGUAAAACUGUGUAGCAUCGCUCUAUCAAAGAACCAUUUUGAGCCACCCUAGGUUUACUCGUCCACUUUAGCCCUCAGUGUGGGUCUACAAGUCAUGUAUGGUUUCUCGUACAAAACGAGGACGCCAUGUUCAGCGUUAAGAAAAUGAAGCCAAAGAAAUGUAAUAUAUUUUUAUGCAUAAUAUUUUGAUAUAUAAGAUAUUUCUGUGGUAAUUUUCGCGUAGAUGAUCUGUUUUAGUUGAUUCAUAGAUUAUGACAGACGUAGAUGUAAUUGAAAUUUAUUAAAAUGUGGAUGAUUUUGU
Molecule: messenger RNA, 6828 nt
Organism: Pocillopora damicornis (cauliflower coral)
Lineage: Eukaryota; Metazoa; Cnidaria; Anthozoa; Scleractinia; Pocilloporidae
Source: RefSeq, a predicted model, not a curated record